AUGAGCAGGGUGCGGAGUUCCCGCAGUCUCUUUUCACAUCAUGCAGUACUGUCUUGGCUACUGCUCGUACUACUAGGGAUCAACAAUGCGAUGUCAGAACUUGAAGAACGCCAGACAUACAUCAUUCAUAUGGACCAUUCCUACAAGCCUGAUUCCUUCUCAACUCAUGAAUCAUGGCACCUUUCUACUCUAAAAUCAGUGUCAACAUCUCCAGUCAACCACAAAGAAAUGUUGCUCUACUCCUAUAGUCAUGUGAUGCAAGGUUUCAGUGCCAGACUCACACCUUCUGAACUAUCGCAAUUGGAGAAGUCUCCAGCUCAUCGUGCCACAUAUCGGGAGACGUUUGGCAAGCUCUUCACCACCCACACCACUAAGUUCCUUGGGCUAAAACCCAACUCUGGCAUAUGGCCUGCAGCAUCAUAUGGUGACGGUGUGAUCAUUGGAAUAAUUGACACUGGAAUUUGGCCAGAAAGCAGGAGCUUUAGCGACAAAGGGAUGUCACCAGUGCCGGAGAGAUGGAAGGGCCAGUGUGAGUCUGGAACGGCAUUUUCCCAAUCUUGUUGCAACAGGAAGCUCGUUGGUGCUCGAUCUUUUAGCAAAGGCCUCAUAGCAGCAGGCCGAAAUAUCUCCACGGAGCUUGACUUUGACUCAGCACGAGACAAUGUUGGUCAUGGCACCCACACCUCAUCCACGGCUGCAGGUAACUACGUACUUGGUGCAAGUCAUUUUGGAUAUGCUGGGGGUAACGCCAGAGGGGUGGCACCACGAGCGCAUCUUGCCAUGUACAAGGUCCUCUGGGCAACAGAUACAUAUGAGAGUGCAGCUACUGAUGUGCUUGCUGGCAUGGACCAAGCAAUAGUUGAUGGGGUUGAUAUCAUGUCAUUGUCUCUUGGCUUUGACCAAACACCUUAUUUCAGCGAUGUCAUCGCCAUUGCUUCUCUUUCCGCAAUUGAGCAAGGAAUUUUAGUUGUCUGUGCUACUGGGAAUGAUGGUGUGACAAGUAGUACACACAACGGAGCACCUUGGAUCAUGACAGUAGGAGCUGGCACCAUUGAUCGGAGCUUCGUGGCAACAAUGACUCUUGGAAAUGGCUUAGUAGUGGAAGGGACAUCAUACUUCCCACAGAGCAUUUACAUUACUAAUGCACCUCUGUACUACGGAAGAGGGGAUGCAAACAAAGAGACAUGCAAGCUUUCAGCUUUGGAUUCAAAUGAGGUAGCUGGAAAGGUAGUCCUCUGUGACAGUACAGAGACUGAUGUUUAUACACAGAUACAGGAGGUUGAAAGUGCAGGUGCAUAUGCGGGCAUCUUCAUUACCGAUAAUCUGUUGUUAGAUCCAGAUGAGUACUCCAUUCCUAGCCUGGUUCUGCCAACUAAUUCUGGGACUUCAGUCCUGGAGUACGUAACAGGAAUGAGUAAUGCAACAGUGAAGGCCCUAAGGUUCGUGUCAACGAAGUUGGGUACAAAGCCAGCACCUCAAGUGGCUUAUUUCUCUUCUAGAGGACCCGACCCAAUUAGUCCGGGUGUUCUGAAACCAGAUAUUCUUGCUCCUGGAGUGGAUGUAUUGGCAGCAGUUGCACCCAACGUGCCAUUCAUGCAAAUUGGUGACUAUGAUUUGGUGACAGAUUAUGCACUAUUCUCCGGCACAUCAAUGGCAGCACCUCAUGUUGCUGGAGUUGCAGCAUUGUUGAAGGCUGUCCACGGUGAUUGGAGCCCAGCAGCCAUCCGAUCAGCCAUCAUGACUACCGCAAAUACCAUAGACAAUAUUGGCUCUGCUUUUAGAGACCAAUGGACAGGACUUCCCGCUUCUCCUCUAGAUUUUGGCGCUGGCCAUAUCAAUCCCAACAAAGCCAUGGAUCCUGGACUCAUCUUCGACAUGGAUUUGCAAGAUUAUGUUGAGUUCUUAUGCGGCCUUGGCUACACUAGGAAGCAGAUGAGUGCCAUCCUCAGACGCAACCAAUGGAACUGCAGUGGGAAACCUAAUGACCUCAAUUAUCCUUCAUUUGUGGCCAUAUUUACUAAAGGAGCAGAGUCUCCAAAAGUAAGGAACUUCAGCAGGGUACUGACAAACGUGGGGAAUGAUACAGCAACUUACCAGGCAGUUGUAGAGGUUCCUACUGGAAUGAGAAUCAAAACAGAGCCCAGUAUUCUCACAUUCACUAGCAAAUACCAGAAGCAAGGUUUCGUCGUGACCGUAGAGAUUGAUGCAGAUGCUCCCAGUGUCACCUAUGGUUAUCUGAAAUGGAUUGAUCAACACAAGCACACUGUAUCAAGCCCCAUAGUGGCCGUCUAUAAUAAGUGA
This is a messenger RNA of Vitis riparia (riverbank grape), 2301 nucleotides long. Its product is annotated as subtilisin-like protease SBT3. Bases 1 to 2301 code for a protein of 766 amino acids. Gene Ontology annotation, molecular function: serine-type endopeptidase activity. The record is from RefSeq and is a predicted model, not a curated record. Gene Ontology annotation, biological process: proteolysis. Lineage: Eukaryota; Viridiplantae; Streptophyta; Magnoliopsida; Vitales; Vitaceae. The transcript has a single exon.